CUGGCGCGAGGAAGGUGAGAAAGAGAAGACAGGAGAAGAAAAAGAAGACGCUACUUCUGACUAGAAAGAAGUAGGCGACUUUGCGUCUGAAACAUUAGGGAAAAAGAAGACCGCACUGGCUGCUGAAUUAUAGACUAACAUAUGCAUGAAACCAUAACUAUGAAAGCGCGUGGGCAUUUGAGCUUUACCUUUCAUAGAGCGAGACCAAUAGGUGACUGAUCGAUAGGAUUACAAUAGUCGCACCCGGACUAAUAUAGUUUUUACGCAGAAAAAGGGGACCGUCCGAAAGUCAUGGAGUAUAGAGCUGAAAUAAAAAUUAGCUAGCGUCAAAAGAUUAAAGAAGACGCCAAAAAAGAAAUCGCUUGGAGCAGCUGGAACCUGUUAAAGAAUGGAUUUUAGCUCUAUUCGCAAGUUCAUUACCAGAUGGUGUGCUGGAGAGGAGAACUGGGUGGACACCAGGACCGUGUACAUUGGAAACAAAGAGCCCCCGCCGGGAGCAGAGGCCUACAUCCCCCAGAGGUACCCCGACAACCGCAUCAUCUCCUCCAAGUACACAUUCUGGAAUUUUGUACCGAAGAAUUUGUUUGAGCAGUUCAGAAGAAUUGCCAAUUUCUACUUCCUCAUCAUAUUUCUUGUACAGUUGAUCAUUGACACGCCCACCAGUCCCAUCACCAGCGGACUCCCUCUCUUCUUCGUCAUCACGGUCACGGCCAUCAAACAGGGCUAUGAGGACUGGCUCAGGCACAAAGCAGACAAUGCUAUUAACCAGUGUCCUGUACACGAGGUGCAGCAUGGGAAGGUGAUCAGGAAACAGAGUCGUAAACUGAGGGUGGGUGAUGUGGUGCUAAUGAAGGAAGAUGAGACGUUCCCCUGUGACCUCAUCCUUCUCUCCACCAGUAGGGAGGACGGGACCUGUUUUGUCACUACAGCCAGUCUGGACGGGGAAUCCAGUCACAAGACCUACUAUGCUGUACAGGACACUAAGGCCUUCAACACAGAGGAGGAUUUCGAUACUCUACAGGCUUCUAUUGAAUGUGAACAACCACAACCAGACCUCUACAAAUUCGUGGGCCGAAUCAAUAUUUAUUCGGACAGAAACGAGCCCAUCGCGAGGCCUUUGGGAUCUGAGAACCUACUUCUCAGAGGGGCGACACUGAAAAACACAGAGCACAUAUAUGCUGUUGCCAUCUAUACUGGUAUGGAGACCAAGAUGGCGCUCAACUACCAGUCCAAGUCCCAGAAACGCUCUGCAGUGGAGAAGUCAAUGAAUGCGUAUCUGAUAGUGUACCUGUGCAUCCUGAUCAGCAAGGCUCUGAUCAACACAGUGAUGAAGUAUGUGUGGCAGGCUGACCCAGACAGAGAUGAGCCCUUCUACAACCAGAAGACUGACAUAGAGAGGCAACGCCAUAUAUUGAUCCGGGCGUUCACAGACUUCCUGGCCUUCAUGGUGUUGUUUAAUUACAUCAUUCCCGUGUCCAUGUACGUUACCGUGGAGAUGCAGAAGUUCCUGGGGUCCUACUUCAUCAUGUGGGAUGAUGAGAUGUUUGACGAGGAGCUGGGAGAGAGGGCUCAGGUUAACACAUCUGACCUCAAUGAAGAACUGGGACAGGUGGAGUACGUGUUUACAGACAAGACAGGCACCCUGACAGAGAACAACAUGGAGUUUAUAGAGUGCUGUGUGGACGGCUAUGUUUACAUCCCUGAUGCCAUCUGCAACGGACAGGUCAUGCCAGGGGCAACAAGCAUGGACAUGAUUGACUCCUCACCUGGACCAGGGGGCAAGGAGACUGAGGAGUUGUUCUUCCGGGCGUUGUGUCUGUGCCACACGGUACAGGUGAAGGAGGAGGUGACAGUGGAUGGCAUCAAGAUGGGUAUCCAUCAGAACAAGGCCACCUCCUUCUACAUAUCAUCCUCACCUGAUGAGGUGGCUCUGGUGGAGGGCAUGAAGAGGCUUGGCUUCACCUAUCUGCGGCUGAAGGACAGUCACAUGGAGAUUCUGAAUAGGGAGGAUGAGGUCGAGAGGUUUGAGCUGCUGGAGGUAUUGACCUUUGACUCAGUGAGGAGGAGAAUGAGUGUUAUCGUCAGGUCCACCACAGGGGAGUACUACCUGUUCUGUAAAGGGGCCGACUCAUCCAUCUUCCCCAGGGUGAUCUCUGGCAAGGUGGAGCAGGUCAAAGCCAGAGUGGAGCACAACGCUGUGGAGGGCUUACGGACACUGUGCGUGGCGUACAGGAAGUUGAGCGUGGCUCAGUACGAGGAGACAUGUCACCUGCUGAACAGCGCCAAGCUAGCCCUGCAGGACCGAGACAGGAAGCUGGCCGAGGCCUAUGACAUCAUUGAGAAGGACUUCAUACUGCUGGGGGCCACCGCCGUGGAGGACAGGCUCCAGGACAAGGCAGCAGACACCAUCGAGUCUCUCCAGAAGGCUGGGAUGAAGGUGUGGGUCCUGACCGGGGAUAAGAUGGAGACAGCGGCGGCUACUUGUUACGCUAGCAAGCUGUUCCGCCGGUCCACACAGAUACUGGAGCUGACCACCAAACGCACCGAGGAGCAGAGUCUACAUGACGCUCUGUUUGACCUGAGAAAAACUGUACUCAGACAGCAUGGUAGCAUGACCAGAGACACCUUCUCAGGUCUGUCUGCUGACUGUGUGGACUACGGUCUGAUCAUCGAUGGGGCCACCCUGUCUGCGGUGCUGAAGCCAAGUCAGGAGGACUCCAGUCAGGGGAACUACAAGGAGAUCUUCCUGGAGAUCUGCAGGAACUGCAGUGCUGUGCUCUGCUGCCGGAUGGCGCCCCUCCAGAAAGCACAGAUUGUGAAGCUGAUCAAAGCGUCUCCAGAACACCCCAUCACGCUAGCCAUUGGAGACGGAGCUAAUGAUGUUAGCAUGAUCCUGGAGGCUCACGUGGGCAUCGGCAUCAUGGGUAAAGAGGGUCGCCAGGCGGCGCGGAACAGUGACUACGCCAUCCCAAAGUUCAAACACCUGAAGAAGAUGCUGCUGGUUCACGGACAUUACUACUACAUCCGCAUCUCAGAGCUCGUCCAGUACUUCUUCUACAAAAACGUCGCCUUCAUCUUCCCUCAGUUCCUCUACCAGUUCUUCUGUGGCUUCUCCCAACAGCCGCUGUAUGACACAGCCUAUCUGACGCUGUACAACAUCAGCUUCACCUCUCUGCCCAUCCUGCUCUUCAGCCUCAUCGAGCAGCACAUCAACAUGGACAUCCUCAAGAAAGACCCCUCCCUCUACAGGGACAUAGCUAAGAACUCUCUCCUGCGUUGGCCCAUCUUCAUCUACUGGACCUUCCUGGGGGUGUUCGACGCCGUCGUCUUCUUCUUUGGUGCUUACUUCCUGUUCAACAACAGCACCUUCACCAGCAACGGACAGCUAAUGACAACCAACACACAGAUGAUGUUUGGUAACUGGACGUUUGGGACUCUGGUCUUCACUGUGCUGGUGUUCACAGUCACGUUAAAGCUGGCCCUGGACACACACUACUGGACGUGGAUCAACCACUUUGUCAUCUGGGGCUCUCUGCUUUUCUUCGUCAUCUUCUCUCUGCUAUGGGGAGGCAUCAUUUGGCCCUUCCUGAACUACCAGAGGAUGUACUAUGUGUUUAUUCAGAUGUUGUCCAGCGGUCCGGCCUGGCUCAGCAUCAUCCUGCUCAUCGUCACCAGUUUGCUGCCUGACGUGGUCAAGAAGGUCGUCUGCAGGGCCCUGUGGCCCACCACCACAGAACGCAUCCAGAAUGCAGACAAGCUGUAUAACGGCCAGCUGUCGGAGUUCACCCCGCUGGCAUCUCUCCACGCGCCCACGCGCAGGAGGGCCGACCACCAAAACCCCAUUCCCAGAAGGUCUGAACCCUUCACCAAAAAACUCAUGUUCACCCACUGGAGGGGCGGGCCCAACUACUGCACUUUCACCCCCCUCCUCCGAUUCGCCGGCAACUCCCGUCACUCUGGGGGAGGCUACGCCCACAAUGGGGCAGGGCCUGAGACCUCGGUGUAGUCUAGAGUGGAGUUUAGUCUGAUUUAGACUGCAAGUCUAGACCAUCUCUUAAAGACUGCAAGUCUAGACCAAGAUUGCAGUGUAGAGCAAUUGACCACUGGAACAAUCUGUCCUCUAGACAAUAGAUACCUAAUCUAGAUGCUUACAGUUACCAAUGUCUUUGUGAAAAAGCAUACAAACACCAAAUACACACAGGAGGACGAUCCUAGGGCUGUGUUGUGUUAGCACAAGGAGCUGAGUGAACUAAACAGACUUGGCUCCAGACUAGCAGUGGCUGUGGAUUGGUGGAAAGGCCCUUGGCUCCACCCAAUGAUGUCUACUGUGGGUCCGACCCCUCAGACCCACCCUGCAGUGUGUGUGUGUGUGUGUGUGUGUGUGUGUGUGUGUGUGUGUGUGUGUGUGUGUGUGUGUGUGAGUGUGUGUGAGUAUGUGUGAGAGUACGUGUGUAUGCCACUCCCCCAUAUCUCCCUGUCAACUGUCUGUCAGUGAUGAUGUAAUUUCAAGUGUUUGUCAUAGAGUAUGUCACUCCCCCGUAUCUCCCUGUCAACUGUCUGUCAAUGAUGGUGUCAUUUAAAGUAUUUGUCAUAGAGUAUGUCACUCCCCCGUAUCUCCCUGUCAACUGUCAACUGUCUGUCAGUGAUGAUGUCAUUUCAAGUGUUUGUCAUAAAGCAGUGGUCCAAUGUGAAUGGAGGAUGUUCAGAGGCAUGUUUUAACUGACCACACCUUCCUGUCUUUGUUUUGUCUCUUCUCUUCCUCUCUUCCUGUCCUGCUUUUUAUAGAACAAACUGGUGUUGCCUCUGUGCAAAUCUCUUAUCCAGGAACACUCCAUAAGACACUAUAGUCUUUUCCGAUUCAGUUGUAAGUGGCUAGGCCGUGAUAGUGAUUUAUCUCUGCUGGACUAGACACAGUUCUGUGUGUGUGUGUGUGUGUGUGUGUGUGUGUGUGUGUGUGUGUGUGUGGUAUGCCGUGUCAUAGACUGUCCUUGUGUCUACUGUAGAGUGGUGUGAUUAAACCCCCAUUCCCCCUUGUAACCGUCCCAUUUCCUGACAUGGAAGCUAAGGCAUCCUGCCGCACCUAGUGCUAAGGAACUACAGUGGGAAACUAGUAUGCAUGGGAAUCCUUUUCCGCCUUAACAUCUACACAGUGUUUCCUUUGAAAUACACAGUAGUCUGGAACCAAAGCAUCAGAAAAUACCUUUUCAAUGGCUUGCCUUACUGGUUAUUGCCUUACACUGAGACUGGGUGGGACAGAGGAAGAUACAUUCUGCCUUACACCACACCAGGAUUGGUGGACUGUAUUAGAUAGAGAGAACCUACUGUGUUUCUGGGCUUUAACAUUGUCCAUGCAGAUAUCUGACAUCUCUCUCACUCAGACCUGAAGCCUUAAGGGAGCAGUGGAUCUCUGUCACAGAAACGUGUAGAAUGUAGACGUUAUGUUUAGCUGCUUUGCUCUGUCCCUUGGCAUAAAGCAUAUAGAACAUACCCAUAGAAGUCUCACGAUGCGUGAGAGCCUUAUGAAGGUGUUAUAAGAGUGUUAUAAUUGUCUCACAAGAGUCUGGCAGGGGUCUUAGCAUUUCAUCUGUCACUGUGUGCUCUCUCUCUCCCUCAGAUAUUCUCUAAUGCUUCUAUGUUCCAUUUCCUCCUCUUUCUUCAUGUUUUUUUUUUAACCUAUAACCUUUCUCCUCUCUUGUUCCUGUUGAAGUGAUGCUCGUGUGGAUCUGUCCUCUCGAGCCUCACUACACCUCCUCUCAUCCUCCGCUCAUCCUCUCAUCCAUUCAUCCAUUCACUCCUUCGUCUGGUCACGCAUCCCUCCAUCCGUCUCAUAAGAACACAGUCUGUGUGGUGGGUGUAAGGAGAGAGAGAACGAGGAAAGGGAGAUGGAGGGAGGGAGGGAGGGAGGACUGUACCAAAACCAAGGUUUUUCUAGACACAUUUAGCUGCUUGAUAGUAGAUGGCUUGUGGUCCUGUGGUGCAUUGUGGGAUCUGUUCAAACCGAGAGGAACAAAAGUAUAUGGAUGUCCCAUAUAUAGAUAAGGAUGUUGUUAUACACAUUGUAUUUGUGUGUGUGUGUGUAUGUGUGUAUGUGUGUGGUGUGUGUGUGUGUGUGUGUGUGUGUGUGUGUGUGCAGAUGUCUUUUUCAUUGAAAGCGGUAAUGAUAUUUAAGAUGGUCAUCUGUUAUUAGGUGGUAUUAUGAAUCUUCACUGAAAUGUAAAGAUACUGAAAUCUUCACAUUACGCCACAAUCAGAACUAUAACACUGGACAUUGCUAUGACAACGUUUACAAAUAAUAAACGACUUAGUGAAUGUUUCAUGAAUGAAUUAUGACAAUGGAUGAAUAAAUGAUGAGUGACCGACUGUAAGGAAAUGGAUGACUACAAAAAUAGUGAGAACUAGUGUUUUUAUCAGCACUUCUGUGGUCAUCUGUUAAUUAGUUAGAGGAUGAAUGACACUGGUACUUAGGCAGUUGUUUAGGGUGUCUAAUGUUGAUUGACAUGGACUGUUUGCAUGCUCUGUCUCUGUCAUACCACUGGAUGUACUGAGUUUCUCAGUGGGUUUAUGAAUCGAACAGGCAUAACCUAUCUUUCUCUGACAGUUCAAAACUCUCCAAACUGAAAUAUGACGUCUCUCUUUUUAUUGCUCUGAUGUCUAGUCCAGUAAAAUACCUAUUCGAUAAAAGCUUGGAAACUUGAAACAAACUACACUAUUAUAAGUUGACUGUAUUGUCUAGAAUUGAUUGUAUUGAGAUUCUUUUUUUGAUAUUCUGUGUAACAUUUUGUCUCUGUUAGAUUUCCUGUUUGAAAAGGCCUAGAUCUCAACUCAAUAGUCAAUUGGUUUGGAGAGAAAUGUUGGUUUUGAGACCAACAAACUCUCAGAAAGAGAGAGUAUGUGCAUUUGACAGUUUUAGUCCUGUAAGUGUUGCUGAAUAUGCUACAGAAUAUUGAAUGUAUAAGAAGACAUGACAUCAUAUAUCUGUGUUUUAUGAUUAUAAUAAUAUCAGCAAACAUGGAUGGAUGCUAUUGAACAAAAGUCCCACGUGUUCAACUGUGAGCUGGCUUGUUGCUGUUAGAAUUUGGUUGGACAAACCACUUCAGUGCAUCAGAACGUUUCCAUGAUCCAUAACGGAAAUGAUCACCAAAUACUGACAUGUAGUAAUGUAGAAGGGUUUUUCAAGCAGCAACCCUGUUCUGAUCAGAAUACUCAGAUGUAGGUAUUUUUGUAUAUCUUAGAACAAUCCUGUUUUGCUACUUUUGUAUUCAGAAGAGAAGACCUGUUCGCUGACUUGUAUUAAUUUAGAGAAUUAAUAUUCCGUUUUCUAAUAACCAAAACAGCUAGAGAGGAACUGUCAGAGACGGAAGAGGAAACAAGAUACCCCACUCACUGUAUUUUUUUUCAGGUUCAAUAAAGUCAAUGAACUAAGUAGACCAGACCCAGCUGCUUUUGCAUUGGUGUCUAUGGGAGACACACCCAGUUAAGUAGACCGGAACUUAUCAUUUUAUUAAACGGUAAACAGCCUGCGUGAACUAUCUUAAUUGAUCUACCAUCGUUGCAACUGUCACGAGAAGAGACAUCAUGCAAAUGAACGAUAUAGCUUUACAAUUCUGCUUUGUGUCAGUUAAUAUACUAAGAAAUCCAAGUACAAUUGUCUCUUCUGUGUUCCUGCACUGAAAUAACACAUGUUUCUCGCAUGAAAUAUGGGUUUGUUUUUAAAGACAUUUUGAAAGCCAUUGACUAUGGGUUAAGGUGUGAUCAGAUGAAUAACUAUAGUAGAUGUUUAUUGUUCUAAUAUAUAGCUAUACUGACUUAGUAGGGCUUGGACUUUACAGCCAGCCUUUACAGUUUAACAGAAUGUGUAUUUCUCUUUAACAAUGCAUCAGCACAUAGCGUUAUGACAUCACUCAUAACUUUGACUAUAUUUAAAUAUAUGUAUACUUCUGUACACUCUUUAAGAUAUAUAUAUAUAUAUAUAUACUGUAUGUAGUAAAGGUAAUUAAUGUACAGUUUUGGGGUCUUUUUCUAUACAGUUUUUUUAACAGAUUGAUAUCUGUAGAUACAUGUGGAUUUUUGCCAGCCUUUCUGUAGCUAUCAAUGGCAAACAACUGUACAUGUGCUUGUAAUAAAACCAAAAAUAAAACAA
Messenger RNA from Coregonus clupeaformis (lake whitefish), 8140 nucleotides. RefSeq names its product ATPase phospholipid transporting 11A (gene atp11a). Gene Ontology annotation, molecular function: ATP hydrolysis activity; ATPase-coupled intramembrane lipid carrier activity; magnesium ion binding. The transcript is spliced from 29 exons. NCBI's taxonomy places the organism in Eukaryota, Metazoa, Chordata, Actinopteri, Salmoniformes, Salmonidae. Gene Ontology annotation, biological process: phospholipid translocation. The coding region runs from base 389 to 4006 and encodes 1205 amino acids. The record is from RefSeq and is a predicted model, not a curated record. Gene Ontology annotation, cellular component: endoplasmic reticulum; recycling endosome; plasma membrane.